AUGAACGUCCUGGAUUUGGGUUUCUUUAACUCUAUUCAAUCCCUGCAGCAGACGCUGGAAUGCCGCAGCAUGGAAGAACUCAUUGCUUCCGUGAAGUGCUCUUUUCUUAUGCUGUCCCCCUCGAAGCUGGAGAAGACGUUUUUGACCCUCAGGCGAAUCAUGCUUGUCGUCAUCGAGGCCAACGGUUGCAAUCGCUACAAGAUACCCAUAAGUGCAUUGACACCAGAGGACGAAAUGGCUUUAUCAUUGAUGAAUUUGCGACUCGAGGAAGAGGAUAGAUUAGAAGAGGUAGCAAACCUGUUGACCACAUUGAAGAUUGAUGAGCUGUAA
Molecule: messenger RNA, 330 nt
Organism: Aphanomyces invadans
Lineage: Eukaryota; Oomycota; Saprolegniomycetes; Saprolegniales; Verrucalvaceae
Exons: 1
Coding region: 1-330 (109 amino acids)
Molecular function (GO): nucleic acid binding
Source: RefSeq, a predicted model, not a curated record